Molecule: messenger RNA, 2990 nt
Organism: Ciona intestinalis (vase tunicate)
Lineage: Eukaryota; Metazoa; Chordata; Ascidiacea; Phlebobranchia; Cionidae
Source: RefSeq, a predicted model, not a curated record
AUAUUAGGCUAGAACAUUUAAAAUGUUUCUUGGAAAUAUAAUAUUAGUGAUAGUGUCAUGUUAUGUGUCUCAAGUGCAUGGACUAUCUGACAGAAUUGCUCCACGUAUCACACGAGGGCCAGGGGUUGAGGAGGCUUCUGUUGGGGAAGUUGUGAAGUUUUAUUGCAGUGUACGUGGAGACCCUAUGCCAACUAUAACUUGGUCACACAACAACAACCCAAUCUAUAGUGGUUCUAACUUCACACGACUUGAAGAUGGAAAUAUUUUAAGAGUUCAAGUCUCUUCUAAAACAUUUCAAGGACAAUAUUGUUGCCAUGCCGAUAACGGACACAGAAUAACACCACAGUCAUGUGGAGCUCUACAUAUUAAACAUGCACCCCAUGCUACUAUAUCACCACUUAUACUUGAGAUAAAGCAAGGGGCCACCACUACAUUACACUGCACACUAACUGGCCGUCCCACUCCAACUUUAUACUGGUAUCAUAAUAAUCAGUCUCUACCUUGCCAUAAGAAGACAGGUUUUGUGCUAACUGCAAACAAACUUUGCCGAAACAUUGAAUUUUCUGGAAUGGAUUUAAUUAUUCGCCAAAUAUCGAUUGAAGACACGGGUACCUAUCAAUGUGUGGGGUGGAAUUUACUUGGAAAAGGUUUUUCACCUACAGCUCAUCUCAUCUUAGCUAAACCAAUAAAAGCAAAACCAGAUACAGGAAGAAUUAAAGUUACCACAACCACUACCAUUAAUGAAAUCCCACAAGACAAAGUAGGAAGUAACGUUCUUCUAUGGGUUAUGGGUUUCAUGCUAGCCAUUGUAGUGGUUUCGAUAUUUGCCUGCGUCAUCUACUUUGCUUGUAAGAUGGGGUUUUUCAAACGGUGCAGAAGACAGCGUAAUAUCAUCACGCAAGCCAGUUCAUCCACUCACGAGUUUGAGAUGUUUAGAAAUGGUUUAACGAACCAUAUGGACUUUCCAUGUGUGGUGCAAUCUACUGUACACACACUGGAGUACCCGUGGUAUAAACUUAAGUUUCUCAAAGAAAUUGGGGAAGGAGUGUUUGGCAAGGUUUAUGAAGCAAGGGCAUUUGGGUUGUUUGAACAUGAGGAUGAAAUAUCAGUUGCAGUGAAAUCUCUACAAACAGUAAGUCUCACCUCACGUAGUGAUAUGUUAAGGGAAGCAGUUUCUUUACAUAAGUUCCGUCAUCCCAACAUUGUUCAAUUGCUUGGUGUUUGUUUUGAAGAGUGCCAACAUUAUCGAGAACUUGUGGAUCAGUAUGGUUAUAUUGGACCAGAACCCCCAUUCUUAUUAUUUGAGUUUGUUGAUGGUGGAGACUUAUGUGCUUACCUGCGUGCUCAUGGUCCUUACAAACAAAUCUUUAAAAAACAGAAUUGGCAUGGCAAACAACCAACACCACCCCCAACCAACACUAUGGAUGAACAAAACUUAUCUUCAAUAGAUCGCUUGAAUAUGACAUUACAAAUAUCAUCAGGGAUGGAAUAUUUGGCUGAACAACAGUUUGUACACAGAGAUCUUGCAACAAGGAAUUGCUUAUAUUCCCCUGCCACUUCUACUGUAAAGAUUGCCGACUUUGGCUUGUCACGAAAUAUGUACUCCUCUGAUUAUUACAGAGCUGGUGAUGUAGAAUCUGUCCCUGUGAGAUGGAUGGCCCCGGAAUCUAUCAUGUAUGGCAAGUACAGCUCUAACUCUGAUAUCUGGGCAUUUGGUGUUACAAUGUGGGAGAUAUACACCAAUGCUAUACAACCUUAUUUUGGGUUGACCAAUCAACAAGUGAUACAUACUGUUGUUCAGGGUGGAGUUCUCUCCAAGCCCGAGGCUGCCCCCUUGUGGGCAUACAAGUUAAUGUGUCUAUGUUGGGCAAGCGAGCCAAAGAAUCGUCCAAACUUCACCGUUCUGUCAUCUGUUUUAAAGUCGGCUUUCUGUAAAGCACAAGGAAUAACAUUGGUGCAAACUCAUGAGGAAUCUUCCUAUCUUGAUAUUUAGCUUGUGUUGCAUAGGGUUAUGUAAAUAGCUGCAAAUUAUGUGUAAUAUGGGACAGAUUGUGCUUGGUGUUUGGAUAGUUUAAGUAACAUAAUAUUGAUGUAAGAAAAAUGGUAUCUUCUAAAUGUAAAACAUUAGUUUAAACUCAAAAAAUCGAUAUAAAUUGUAGCUACCAGUUUUCAGAUUUGGUUUUAUGGGUUACCAGGUAUCUCAUAUCAUUUUUGAUUUACAGGUAUAGAAUAUGUUCAUGUUUUGCUUUACAUGCUACAUAGAUUCUAAAUUAGUAUAAAAUUUAGUGAAAUAUAUAUGUUUAGAAAAUAAGUUUGCUUAUGUUUGACUCCUAUGUUGCCAUGGUAACAGGCUUGGAAUUUUUUAUUUGUGUUUUGUUUGCAUACAUAGUCAUACAGUACAUAUUUACCAAUGAUAGCAUUAGCAAUAUAUUAAUAUCAAGGUUCAGGUACAAAUGUAUAAAUACACAUUAACAAAUAAUUAAGCCAACACAUAUACCUUGCUGACGUGACUUGUAAGUAAGAUAAUUGAAUUAUAAAGUGCUUUUGUUAGAGCAAAGUGAUUAAUUUGUAAUUUAUUAUUGAUUUAUUAAAUAUUUGUACAUCGUUUAUUUGCACAGUGCUUUAGUCAUUUUUAGUAUCUGUUUGACUUUCUUUGCAUGUAAAUGCUAUUCUACAUAAGUUUGGUGCUGUGGUACGCCAGGGGUACUAGGUAGGAUAUAGAACAAUUUUGGUCUAUUAGUGCUAUCAUUCAGACCCCACUGAGGCCGUUCAUAGAUACUCAAUGUAACCCACAAGAUGUUGUAGUAACUAAUAGUAGUAAUCUUACCAUGUACCUAUAGAUAGCCUUGCAUCUUAUAUAUGCUGCAUUUAAUGCUUUUUCAUGCCUUGGCUUAUGUUUGCUUUAAGAAUGUGUAUUAUUAUUUAAACACUAUCAUGCUGAUAAGAUUUAAGAUCAAUUAUUCAAACAUUAAAAAAUCAUGUUGCACAGA